AUGUCGCGCGCGGGGAAGAAGAUCGUCGAGGUCGACUCCGAGGGAGAACCCGUGGAGGAGGAGCGGGAGUGGGGAGAACAGCCGGCGCACGCGGCGAAACGGGCGGAGAGACGGGCGGAUGCCAUGCGCGUGCUCGACGUGGGGUCGAACGACGACGCGAGCGCGGUGAAGCAGGCGUAUCGAAAGCUGGCGAUGCGACAUCAUCCGGAUAAACAUCGGGAUGAUCCGGAGGCGGAGCGGAAGUUUAAGGAAAUCGUUCGGGCGUACGAUACGUUGACGCGAGAGUACGGACUGAUGGGCGACGGUCACGGGGGGGGAGCGUUUCAGGACAGGUUCGAGACCGCGGCUGACAUGCGAGACUUCGCGGCGAGCUUCUUCGAGAGCUUUUUCUUCGGUGGUGGUGGGAUGGGAGGUCAAGGCAUGUUCGGUCGUCGAGGCAGUCGAGACUACGACGACGCGAGCAGCCGCGACGACUACGACAGCGAGGACGACUCUCUAGCUAGCUUGGAAGAUUACGACGAUGAGGAUUACUCCGACGACGAAGAGUACACCGAUCUACACAAUUUCUUCGAGAGCGAAGCAUCCGGAUGGGCGCCGCGAGACAUGCCCGGGAAGUGGUUUGGACGACCUAGAGAUAGUCAGGGCACAACGAGCAAAGGUAGACCUUCCAUGACGGAUGAUCAGCUGUUUGAGCACUUGGAGCAGAUGCGAAAGGAAGCCGCGCGUUACGCCGCCGAGCUUGCAAAGCAGGAGAACGAGGCUCGUCGUGCGAACGAGCCUUUGGAGAAGCUCCAGAGACCGACCAUGGUCUCUCGCACUGACGAUUCCAUGACGCUCAAUCUGUCGCGCGCGAAGUCCACAACGCAGAACUUGCCUCAAGAUCGUUGCUGGGAGCUCAGCAUGAAGAAAGAAAAGGAUCAAAGUUAUACGGUGUACGAUACCGUGAAGGGAACGUGUGUUGUGACGGUGACCAAUCUGUUGCCCGGGACGAAGUACGCAUACAAGGCGCGAGUCGGUCGCGUCGACGAGUCCACUGGUGAGGUCACGGAGUGGGGUCCAUAUAGCGUAGAAAGUAUGUACGCCACUUCAGGCAAGGCACCCGUAGGAAAUAGCGGCAAACAGAGCGAAACUAAAGGCGAAGAGGUUGUCGUCGAAGCUGGUAUGGGUAAGAAGGCAAAGAAGCGCGCAGCUAAAGAGCAGGCUGAGAAGGAAGAGCGCGAGCGAGCGGCCGAGGCUGAGAAGCAAGGUACUGCGACGGUGGUCGAUGAGGCGGCGGCUCGACAGGCAGCCCUCCGAAAGGCUGCUGAAGAAGCUGCGGAACGUGAAAUGGCCGAGAUGGAGGAGAUCCGAAAGCGUGUCGAGGCUGUGAAGAAGCCGGAUGUGGUCAAAACAACGGCCUCAGCUGGCGAAGGCUUGUCAAAGAAGGCGGCGCAGCGCAAGAAGAAGAAGGAGCGCGCUAAGGCUGAGGAGGCAGCCAAAGCUGCGGGCGUUGAUGUUCAAUCGGUGCCUCACGAAACGGACGAAGAACUUGCAAGGCGCCUGCAAGCCGAAGAAGAACGCUCUGCGGCGGUGGAUGCUCGCUAUAAUCAAACGACGAAACCGCCCGUACCCACAGGCCCGCCGCCGUCAUGGGCGGCGGCACCGGCGAUGCGUAUGCCCGUUAGAAAGGUCGAGCAAGGCGCCACAGUGCAGGCAUCGUACGGUGCUCCUCAACCACCGCAUUCGGCGCCACCUCCGGGUCAGAGCAGGAUUCCCAUUCCGAGAGUGAACGACGAGCUGCAAGGGCCACCACCGCUUCCGCCGGGACCUCGUCCCACCUCGGCUUACGCCACAGCACAAGCACAGAUGCCACCACCGCAUCCCGCAGCUUCCACGUCGCCGCAAGCUGUCUCGGUUUGGGGCAGCGGCCAAAGUUUGGGAGUCACCGCGGCUAGCACGUGGGGCGAAACUAAAACGAUGCAACCGGCGAUGAUGGCGCCUCCAUCGCAAGCGGUACCUCAGCUACAGCCGCAAGGUCAACCGGCGUCGUGGAGUCCUGCGAAUAGCAACUGGCAACCGAUGGGUCAAGGAUCUGGUAUGGGCACUCUGCCCGUGGAUUACGGAUUUGCGUCAGAGUCGCAACGUUUGCCGCCCUCUACCGACUUGUUUCCGGCGGUCGAUCGGAACUGGGCGCCAUCCCCCGCUCCGGCUCCGGCUGCGGCUGCGACUCACUGGAGCGGUCAGGCUAGUUGGAACGACGGCGGCGGCGCGCAAGGCGUUCCCGGCGCAGACUGGGGUCUCGGCGAUCUGGGCGUCAACGCCGAUCUCAAUCCCGGCACGCCCAGCUGGAGCACCUUCGGCGGCACAUCCCCGGUCACCGGUCCGGGCAUGUGGUCCAACCCGCAGAAUCCCAACGGUCUCUCCGUCGACGUUGAGCGCAUGCGCCUCGGCGGGCAGCGCCAGCAGCAAACCGCUCCGCGCUCGCCCGCCACGCCCGACGGGGAUCCGAAUCUCAUCGAUUCUAGCCUUUUGAGCUUCCUCGGAUAG
Messenger RNA from Ostreococcus tauri, 2526 nucleotides. RefSeq names its product Fibronectin, type III. Bases 1 to 2526 code for a protein of 841 amino acids. The record is from RefSeq and is a predicted model, not a curated record. Gene Ontology annotation, molecular function: protein binding. The transcript has a single exon. Lineage: Eukaryota; Viridiplantae; Chlorophyta; Mamiellophyceae; Mamiellales; Bathycoccaceae.